CACUGACUUAAAUAAACUUCCAAGUGCUGUGUGCUCUGUGUUCUUAGCAAAGAUUUCCUCAGUGGAUAUGACACUUCUAUCAAAACGUUCAACGAUGCGCCCUGCUAUUCGUGAACAGGCACUGAAAUGUCUUAACAAAACCAUGGCUAGCCUCACUGCUGAUGACCUUGUCACCCUGGGAAACCUGAUCUGUGAAUUGUCAGCUCAGAAUCUCACAGAUUUGACAAUGGAGGCUUUCAAUGCAUCACUGAUGUCUUUUAAGAACUGCAAACAGCUGAGCUCUACUCAGAAGGCCAUCUUGUCUAAGAGGAUAAUAAGCCUCUAUGGAAAUGUGACAGGUUGGAACUCAGACACAGUGAUGACCCUUGCUAGUUUGAUGACUGUCUUUGAUGAGAGUACCAUUAGCCAGUUACCAGACAAGAAAGAGAUCAUGGAUGCCCUUCAAGGGGUGGUAGAUCAGAUGCCUCCCAUGAGCAUGUCCUCCAUGCCAGACUUUGACAACACAUGGAACUUUUCUGCCAUUUAUAAUAAGAUCAUCAAGUUUAAUACUGUUUCCAAACCGAGAACCACUCGUGCAGUUCCCUGUUCAAUUAUUCCAACAGUCGAAAUGAUCAUGAAUUUAAAAGAAGGGAACUGUUACCUGAUGCCAGAAGUGUUGGCCUGCAUGACUGCAGACACCUUCAGUAUGACUGUAGAUGUACUUGGUGCGGUCAGAAGCUUCAGAGAUGAUCAGCUGGCUGCCCUGAAGGCAAAGGCUCUGGAAGCAUGGGGAUCCCUGAGUAAUAUUACAACAGAUAGACUCUCUUCUUUGGGAUGCAUUGUGUCAGCUUUUACUGAGUCAGAAUUGCAACAAUUACCACUGAGUUCCAUUGAUGUUCUAUCCACACUGUCUUCCUUCACCUGGAUUCCAGCAAAGUAUACAACAGUCUUCAACCGCUUCAUGACCCUCACUGCAUCCAAAAUCAUACUUCUCAGUAGUGUGGAGCUUGUUGGCCUCGGGAACUUUAUCUGUGGGAUGAACAGCACUCAGAUUCAACAACUUAGUGACAUGGCAUUCAGGCAAGCAUUAAGGAAUAUUGGAACUGUAGUGUGCCCUUCUGCACUCAUGGAUGAGCUGAAGAAGAAAUGUGUCACUCUGUUAGGGCCAUUGAAAAACUGGACACAUGCAUUCUUUCAGGAGGCAGGAAAUGUCAUUGCUGGAGCAACAGCUGAUGAGCUGAAGGAGCUGCCCGUUGGCAUCAUGUCUUUUAUUACUAACUCGGCUAUUCCGCUGAUACCCCCUGACCGGUUCAAGGCUCUGACAACUAGCCAGCUCGAAGCCAUGAGCACAACAAAUAGUGCUAUGGUGACAACACAGCAGAUGAACAUGCUGACAGAGGAACAGAAACAGGCUCUUUCACGAGCUGCUGGGACUGCUUAUGAACUACCAAAAGUUGUGGUUACUCCCACAAAACCCGCUGAAACUGGAAAUGUCUCUCCUGUCAAAUCAGGUGCAGUGGAUAAAACUGGUCAAGGAUAUUUUCACAUGAUGGUUCUUCUCCAUUCCACCUUAAUACUGCUGGGACUGAUGAGUUAACUCCAGUGCUUACUGGCAUUUGGCCAGCUACAUCUAACCAAGAUACUGACUUUAUGCAAAAGUAGUUUUUUUCUACACAAGUGUACAAGUAGGGCUACUGCUGAUUAAAUAAUCGCUGACUGAUACAAGUAGGGCUACUGCUGAUUAAGUAAUCAAUGACCGCUGCUAAGAAAUUAAGGAAUCACUAGCAUAGUGAUGUAAUGUUUUCUCCUUUACACUUUCAGUCACAUAUUAAUGAAUGCUAAUGAAGAACUAAACAAACAUAAUCUACUGGCAUUAAAAUGAACUGUUUUCUGUCCUUGGAAUGAAGUACAAAUUAAUAUGAUAAGAAACAUUCUUCAGUGUGUGAACAAAAUGGACAUCCAUGUUUUAUUAGCCAGCUAUCCAUCAUGCUAGACAUAUUUCUAAUAUUGCCUGAUCCUACCACGUAAAGGAGAAUCGCCUUGUCCUCCUUGGUGACCACAUGUUACUGUCAAUUGAAUGUUCCCACCCAAUAAUACAAUGAUGAUAUUUACAGAGUGCAUGAAAAAGGAAACACCUGUAAAGUUGUUUGGCUGUGUCUUUUCCUUAUUUGCACUCAGAUCCCUUUUCAAGUCUUGACCAUCAUCUUACUCACUAGGACUUCCUCAGUGAAUGUACUGGCAGUACACAGCCUCAUUACUGCUUUAAAGUAAGCCAUCACUUUGGGCAUAAACUUUAUAAUGCAUAUUCAUUUCUUCCAUUCUCUGGAUAGAACUCAUGCCCGAAUGACAUUCCAAGUCUUUUGCAGGGAACUGUCCCACUUCCCAAUUCCAGGAUACAUAAAAAUGUAAAAACUGACAAUAUACUGUUAGAGAACAAGCCACUUCUACAAAGCAGGACUUUGCAGUACAAGAGGAAAUGUAUUUUUGUUCAUCUUAAUUUAAAAGUUAUAAUUCUAUAAUGCAGUACAUCGGAAUGAAUAUGCUGAAUUGUGCACCACAAUGUUUUGUAUUAGAUGUCUCAACCUUAUAAAGCAUGAAAGCAGAUUAAUUUUAGCUAUGAAUAUUGUGUAUACUGGCAAUUAAGUAACACUGGCUCCAUUCAAACUAAAAAAAAAACAUCAAACUGUUAUUUUUGUAUUUAUGCAAAUAACAUUAUUAGACACAUAUUUGGCUGUUUCAUUUUUUAAUUGCUUAACUUCUCUAAACUUUACCUAUGCUAUUUGCGGUUUUACCUAUUUCUUUCACUGCUAAAACAGAAAUUAAAACAGAUUGUAUGCACUAACUAUACAAACUUUGUCUUAUUAAUAUGAUUUUGUCGUAUUAAUAUUCUAUAUUGAAUUAAUUGUUCAACUGUAAUUAAUAUCAAACUGUUUUGAAAAGAUAAAUGAGCACCAUCACAAAACAUUAAUGAAUGUACUCAACCUCCUUAUUUUUAUAUGUACUCUAUUAAAAUAGUGUUUAUAAGUUUUGAGGCUGAUUUUCUUCUCUUUGCUGAUUAAUUGAAUACUAUUUUUUCAGAAGUCCUUGAGCUUUUCUCCCCCUGGCUCCUCUGUAAAUGAGCAGUGUA
This is a messenger RNA of Protopterus annectens (West African lungfish), 3106 nucleotides long. Its product is annotated as otoancorin-like. Gene Ontology annotation, cellular component: cell surface. Gene Ontology annotation, biological process: cell-matrix adhesion. The transcript has 11 exons. NCBI's taxonomy places the organism in Eukaryota, Metazoa, Chordata, Ceratodontiformes, Protopteridae. The record is from RefSeq and is a predicted model, not a curated record. The coding region runs from base 68 to 1576 and encodes 502 amino acids.